AACCAAAUCAAAGACAAAUUUAUCGAUCAAAACAUUAACAAGGCGGAGAAACCCAAGUGACUAUCCACACUCUACAACUCCGCCAUUAAAAUUUCUCAUUUCAUCUCUCUAAUCAACCUCCCCUCCAUCUUUUCAUCCCCAACAAGAUGAUGAUUCAGCAAAAAUUCAUCCAAAACCCCACACCCCCAGCACUCUCUUCAUCGAAUUCAUCCUAUUUUCACACACCCUUCACAAGAAUCACCUCAAUCAAUUGCAAUCUUUCAGCCUCAGCUUCACCCAACAGGCCUAAUUCAGCUCAACUAAGGACCCCAGGUGGUCAAAAUGAUAGCUUUUCGAGCUGUGUAACUUCAGCUUCUCUGGAUACUAAGCCUGGUGUGAUGGGUCCUUUUACUGGGAGGGAUUUGAGUGUCAAGAAACCCGAAUGGCUUCGACAGAAAGCGCCUCAAGGGGGGAAAUAUGAGGAGGUCAAGGAGACAUUGUCUAGGCUUAAUCUCAAUACUGUUUGCCAGGAAGCUCAAUGCCCCAAUAUUGGAGAGUGCUGGAAUGGUGGCGGGGAUGGAAUUGCGACAGCUACGAUCAUGCUUCUUGGGGAUACUUGCACCCGUGGCUGUAGAUUUUGUGCUGUGAAAACUAGCAGAAACCCUGCGCCACCAGAUCCUAUGGAACCACAGAACACUGCACAUGCUGUUGCUAGCUGGGGCGUGGAUUAUAUUGUACUUACUAGUGUUGAUCGAGAUGACAUCCCUGAUGGUGGGAGUGGUCAUUUUGCCGAAACUGUUAAAGCUUUGAAGACACUGAAGCCUGACAUUAUGGUUGAAUGUUUAACAUCUGAUUUCCGAGGUGAUUUGAAUGCUGUUUCAACGUUGGUACACUCAGGAUUAGAUGUCUUUGCUCAUAACGUUGAGACUGUUAAACGACUCCAGCGAAUUGUUAGAGAUCCUCGGGCAGGGUAUGAACAGAGCUUGUCUGUCCUAAAACAUGCAAAGACCGACAAGGAGGGUAUGAUAACAAAAACCUCUAUAAUGUUGGGUCUUGGAGAAUCUGACGAUGAGCUUAAGGAAGCCAUGGCUGACUUAAGGGCUAUAAAUGUUGAUAUUUUAACUCUUGGGCAGUACUUACAACCAACUCCAUUGCAUCUCACUGUUAAAGAGUACAUUUCACCAGAGAAAUUUUCCUUCUGGAAAGAGUAUGGAGAAUCAAUUGGUUUUCGUUAUGUAGCUAGCGGACCCCUGGUUCGAUCUUCAUACAGAGCAGGGGAGCUCUACGUUAAAACCAUGGUGAAAGAGAGUAACCGAAGACAUAUGACACAAUAAUCUUAAGCCGUGCUAUAGAUACACAUAAUACAUAUACCAUAGUUUUGACCGGCUACUUGCUACAGUUUGGGAGCACAAUCGUUGCUGUCGCUGCAAUUUUGUUCUAAAGUUGACCCUGCAACUUGAUAAUUUACAUAUAUUCUUUGUUAUCAUUCAUGUCUAAAUUCCCGAGCAUUUCAAUUCAUUUUAUACCAGUUCGAUCUUCGUCUUCAUAUCGUUUACUAGUUGACAAAAGUGCUAUAUGCAAAUGUAGUAUGUACACAGUGCAAUGUAACUAGAAGGUAUAUGUACUUGGCAAAUUGAAUGUCACAGGACUGAUUGAUAUUUUA
Messenger RNA from Daucus carota subsp. sativus, 1642 nucleotides. Its product is annotated as lipoyl synthase, chloroplastic. The transcript has 7 exons. The coding region runs from base 147 to 1313 and encodes 388 amino acids. Gene Ontology annotation, cellular component: chloroplast; mitochondrion. NCBI's taxonomy places the organism in Eukaryota, Viridiplantae, Streptophyta, Magnoliopsida, Apiales, Apiaceae. The record is from RefSeq and is a predicted model, not a curated record. Gene Ontology annotation, molecular function: 4 iron, 4 sulfur cluster binding; lipoate synthase activity. Gene Ontology annotation, biological process: lipoate biosynthetic process.